Arabidopsis arenosa is the source of this 778-nucleotide messenger RNA. NCBI's taxonomy places the organism in Eukaryota, Viridiplantae, Streptophyta, Magnoliopsida, Brassicales, Brassicaceae. The record is from the annotation of a GenBank genome assembly.
ACAAUACAUAUAUUUGAAAACGAUUGAUCAUAUCUUUGCCUUCUUGUUAUAAUCUUGUUUGAGUCUCUCUCAAGGGUGAAAGAGAAUGUUGAAAGAAGAUAAGUCAUGCGUAGAAGCAAAUUCUACAAGUAGGAGCAAGUUUGAAGAUCGUCUGCCUUCUACUUAUUCCAUGAAGAUCCAAAGCCUCUCUCAGCUCAAUACUCUCUUCCCCGAUGACGGAUACAAAUCCCGUUCUUUCUCUUCCGGCAAAUACAACUGGAGAUUGGUUAUAUAUCCAAAGGAUGUUGAAGGGAACCAGUUCAAUGCAUUAAGACCGGUAUGGGGAUUUUCGCAAGUGGUUCCGCUUGAUACAUUCAAUGAUCCGGAAAACGGAUAUGUCUUCGAUGGAGAUCAAUGCGAGUUUGGUGUUGAUGUGAUGGUUCCACAUACCAAUUGGGAAGUUGUCUCGUUUGAUCAGAAACCCUUGUAUCCCAAAUUCUCUUGGACGGUCAACAAAUUCUCUAAGUUGAAAGUGAAUACCUACGAAUCAAAGAAGUUUUUAAUGGGAGGAAAGAAUUGGGUGAUAAUGUUGUAUCCCAAGGGCAAAACAAAUUGCAAAUUCUUAUCCCUCUAUCUGAAAGCUGAUGAUAAAACAAUAAAGGAAGAAGUUUAUGCGCAAGUGGAUAUGCGAAUUGUCGACCCAUUUGGAUGCAAUCACGUGACUAGGACAAGUAAGUCAUAACAUUUUGUUUAGAUAUUGUGAUGUAUAUUCAUGAGAGAUUAAAUUCUGUUUACUGCA